CAUACUCCUUUCUUUUCCAUGAAUAAAAGAGAGCAGGGUCGCGUCAACAGUUAACUGAGGCAGUCUCUCUCAGGCGGGAUCGUCCAAACUAAAAACCACAGAAAUUUAAAACUUCUAUCGUACUCUGCAUUCCCAUCGCACGCCCUCUGUCUCCCCCAUCACAAUCUACUCUCUCUCUCUCUCUCUGAUUGUUCAUGUGUAUUUCUCUAGCAGGGGAGGUUCAGAAGGUCAGAGAAGAGAGAGAGGAAUUGAAGAAAUAGUUUGUACGGAGCUUGUUUGCAACUGCUGCAAUGAGCAGCACCACUUCCCUCCUCCCAUUCUGGAGGAAACGCGACGACGAUGGGAAAUUGAAGGGGAAGGUGGUUUUUCGACCCCACAAUUACUGCAUUCCUCUCCUCUGUUUCUGCAUCGCGGUUUCGGGCAUUCUCCUCUCUGCUUAUGCUCUCCUCAGACCCAAGCCUGUCUACAUAUUCAGGUGCGGUCGAGCCCAGGACACUCUCAGGACCUUCUUAGCCUCCUCCCACUAUCAAAAUUCUCACUCUAAUUCUCAUUCUGAUCCAUUGGUGGAUCGACCCAAGCUCUUGGGCAUGGUGGGUAUUCAGACUGGCUUCUCCUCCAAAGAUCGACGUCAAGCUCUUAGAGAGACAUGGUUUCCUUCUAACCCUGAUGGCCUAAUCAGCCUGGAACAUUCGACUGGUCUGGCAUUCAGAUUUGUCAUCGGACACACAAAAGAUGUGAAGAAAAUGGCAGAACUUGAGGAAGAGAUUGAGAAAUACAAUGAUUUCAUGGUGAUAGAUGUUGAAGAGGACUACUUAAAACUCCCCUAUAAGACAUUGGCAUUCUUCAAAGCUGCUUUCGAUCUUUUUGAGGCAGAGUUUUAUGUCAAAGCCGAUGAUGACAUAUAUCUCCGACCAGAUCGACUUGCAACCCUUCUAGCUAAGGAACGUCCUGACACUCGAACUUACAUUGGAUGCAUGAAAAAGGGCCCUGUAAUCACAGAUCCGAAGAUGAAAUGGUUUGAGAAGUCAGGCCACUUACUUGGGAAUGAGUAUUUCUAUCACGCUUAUGGGCCUAUAUAUGCCCUGUCCGCAGAAGUGGUGGCAUCUCUGGCAAUUGCUAGGAAUGACAGCUUGAGAAUGUUCAGCAAUGAGGAUGUAACUGUUGGAUCAUGGAUGUUAGCCAUGAAUGUUAAUCAUGAAGAUAACCGAGCCAUUUGUGAUCCUCGAUGCACGCCAACUUCAAUUGCAGUGUGGGACCUGCCCAAGUGUUCAGGUUUAUGUAAUCCAGCAAAUAGAAUGAGGGAGCUUCACAAGAUUAGUAUGUGCUCAAAAAGUCCAACGUUGCUGCCUGAGAAGGACAGGAAGUGAGUCAUAUUGUGGAUGACUCAGUUGCUCCAUGUAAGAGGGGAAGAGCUAACUCAUAUCUGAGUUCAGCAGGUGUAGUGUAAAAAUUAUUAUUUUUUCAUUUGAAAGAGAACAAUCUUUCUGUGAUGUACCACAUUGUAAAAGGCUUAUUAUAUCUGUUCUUUCUACUUCAGUCAAUAUUGUUUGUUCUUUUUCAAUAAUUUUUUCCAUUCCAUGUUUUAGACCUGUAACUUUCAGCAGCAUUAUCUGUGUAAACAUACUUACAUUUUGUUAGGCUAGAUAUGGGAUUCUGUCAUAUUGCUGGUUUAAAAUGUAUUGAUUUGUCGCGCUCUUUAAUAUGUUUGAUGU
This is a messenger RNA of Amborella trichopoda, 1712 nucleotides long. Its product is annotated as putative beta-1,3-galactosyltransferase 12. The record is from RefSeq and is a predicted model, not a curated record. Lineage: Eukaryota; Viridiplantae; Streptophyta; Magnoliopsida; Amborellales; Amborellaceae. Gene Ontology annotation, cellular component: Golgi membrane. Gene Ontology annotation, molecular function: galactosyltransferase activity.